AUGACCCACCAAACUCACUCCUACCAUAUAGUAAAUCCUAGCCCUUGGCCCCUUACAGGAGCUCUCUCAGCACUUCUAAUAACAUCAGGACUAAUUAUAUGAUUCCACUUUAACUCAAUUCUCCUACUCGCUUUAGGCUUACUAACAAUUAUCUUAACAGUUUCCCAAUGAUGACGAGAUGUAAUCCGAGAAAGCACCUUUCAAGGUCACCAUACACCAACAGUCCAAAAAGGACUUCGAUAUGGCAUAAUCCUAUUCAUCUUAUCUGAAGUUUUAUUCUUUACAGGCUUUUUCUGAGCCUUCUAUCACUCAAGCCUUGCCCCUACUCCUGAACUAGGUGGAUGUUGGCCUCCAACAGGAAUUUAUCCCCUAAAUCCUCUAGAAGUCCCACUUCUCAAUACAUCUGUACUACUAGCCUCUGGCGUAUCCAUCACCUGAGCUCAUCAUAGCCUUAUAGAAGGAAACCGUAAACAUAUACUCCAAGCCCUCUUCAUCACAAUUAUGCUUGGUAUUUAUUUUACUCUACUACAAGCAUCAGAAUAUUAUGAAGCCCCCUUUACAAUCUCAGAUGGAAUCUAUGGAUCAACAUUCUUUGUAGCCACUGGCUUUCAUGGACUACAUGUUAUUAUUGGAUCUACUUUCCUUAUUGUCUGCUUUCUACGCCAAAUAAAAUUUCAUUUUACAUCAAGCCACCAUUUCGGCUUUGAAGCCGCUGCUUGAUACUGACAUUUCGUAGAUGUCGUAUGACUAUUUCUCUACGUAUCUAUCUAUUGAUGAGGUUCAUA
Molecule: messenger RNA, 785 nt
Organism: Mesoplodon densirostris (Blainville's beaked whale)
Lineage: Eukaryota; Metazoa; Chordata; Mammalia; Artiodactyla; Ziphiidae
Source: the annotation of a RefSeq genome assembly